AUGGCCACGCGAAAAAAGGAAGCCACGAAGUCGGAGGACUCCUCCGAGGAGGAGGAGAGCCAAGAAAAGGAGGAGAAAGCCGAGAAGCCCGAGAAAGCCGAGCGGGCCGCGGCCAAGUCAGACGCCGAGGAGGACACCGGGCGUCGCAGGCAGAGGUCCCGCAGUGGUCGCUCGAGAGGGCGGCGCUCACGCUCCAGAGGCGACCGCGACCGCGAUGGCCGGGCCCGGACUGGACGUGGCGGGCACCGCCACGACGAUCGCCGCGGCGACCGCGACCGCGAUGGUCGCGGUCGGACCGGGCGGGGCGGGCACCGACACGACGACCGUCGUGGGGACCGACCGCGACGACGACCUAUGUGGGGGGCUGCGUUUCUCGCGACCGCGGGCGCGAGGCUUCGCGGCGUGCGUCGCGGCGGCGUGGCGAUGACCGCGAUCGGCGGCACCGUGACGACCGCGAGCGGCGCAACGAGCGCAACGAGGACCGCGGCAACGAGCGGCGGCGGCGACGCGAGGAGAGGAAAGUUGAGGAGGAUAGUGAUUCCUCCGAACCUGAAAAGAGGAAACGACAGAGGCAAGGUGACAAGAAAGCGGCGCGCAAGCGAAGCAAAAAGGAUGAAGAGGAUGAGGUUUCGGAGGAGGCCGAAGAAGAGGAAAAGAAGGAGGAGGAAGAUGAAGAUGAUGAUGAGAAAGACGAGGAUGAAGAAGAAGAAGAGAAGAAACCCACGGAAAAGGAGAAGUCCGCGGGAAAGAAGGAGGUCGAUAACCUCAAAGGAGAUAGGCGGACGAAAAGGCAACUGUUGA
Molecule: messenger RNA, 801 nt
Organism: Cladocopium goreaui
Lineage: Eukaryota; Dinophyceae; Suessiales; Symbiodiniaceae
Source: the annotation of a GenBank genome assembly